Messenger RNA from Mycena indigotica, 381 nucleotides. RefSeq lists its product as uncharacterized. The transcript has 3 exons. NCBI's taxonomy places the organism in Eukaryota, Fungi, Basidiomycota, Agaricomycetes, Agaricales, Mycenaceae. Gene Ontology annotation, biological process: translation. Gene Ontology annotation, molecular function: structural constituent of ribosome; small ribosomal subunit rRNA binding. Bases 13 to 381 code for a protein of 122 amino acids. Gene Ontology annotation, cellular component: ribosome; mitochondrial small ribosomal subunit. The record is from RefSeq and is a predicted model, not a curated record.
CUAUUUGACGCCAUGCCCAUUUACCAGAUGGUCUGCAUUGCCGCCCACUUCCCAAAAUAUGAACAUAUUAAAGGGCUGGUAAAGCAAACAGUGGAGCAUGUUUUGGACGAAGGCGGAGUUGUUCGUACGAUUAAUUCCUGGGGAACCCGGUCUUUACCUCAAAGGAUGCGAAGACAUGGAAAUUACCACGAAAUUGCAGAUUAUUGGACUAUGCAUUUUGACACGGCACCUCGGACACUGCGUUCUCUCAACAAAUUGAUGCGACAAGACCCUCGUGUCAUCCGUUGGACGGUUCUCAAAUUGGGCAGCCGGCCAGAAGAUAUUGCCAAAGAAGGAGCCCUUGCCUUGCGCGGCCACAACGUCGAUAGUUUGGAUAUAUGA